GAUUCAUCAGAUGAACUUAUUCAUCCUAGUGCUCCUUGGUACCUUUUUUCUGUUCCAGUCAACCCCCCAGAUGGACCAGAAUUGAAAACCCCCAAUCAGAAAAACACGUUAUUACCGGAAGAGUUGCAAAUGUACUUGAAUGGUCCAUGGCUGACUCGUUUGGUCCCUUCAGUCCAUAUUGUUGUGUUUAUAUUGGGUUUUCCAUUAAACAUCAUGGCGGUUUUUAUGUUUCUAUUCAAAACAAAGUUGAAGAAGCCAGCUUUCAUAUUCAUGUUUAACCUUGCCUCUUCAGACCUUUUUCUUGUGGCCGUACUGCCAUUUAAAAUAUCCUAUAAUUUUUGGGGGCACAACUGGGCAUUUGGGCUUCACAUGUGUCGUUUUGCCACAGGCACCUUCUUCAGCAACAUCUAUUGCUCUGUAAUGCUGAUGACAGCAAUAAGCAUAGAUCGUUUCUUGGCUGUGGUAUAUCCCAUGCAGUCUUUGUCAUGGCGAACACCACGACGUGCCACCCUGGCAUGUGGUGUAAUCUGGCUUGCAUCCUUCUCUGGAGUGAUACCUCUCAUGCUGAUUGCACAAACAGAGAAGGUAAUCCAGUUAAAUAUUACAACCUGCCUUGAUUCGCUAGAUGCUUACAAGAUUGUACACUUGCGUUAUUAUGCUUUUUCAUUAUCAGUCCUGUUCUUCUUUCUACCACUAUUCAUCUCGACUGUCUGUUAUGUGUGUAUUAUAAAGAAGAUGCAUUCUCCUGAUGUUGCUGCAAGGCCAGGUAAGAAGAGGCGCACCAUCCUCUUGUCAGCAGCAGUCUUGUGCUCUUUUGUUAUUUGUUUUGGUCCAAUGAACAUCUUGUUGCUGAGCCCAUUCAUUUUUCCAGAUCCAGAUUAUGGAGGUCUCUUUUUUGCCUUCAUGAUCUCCCUCUGUAUUGGUAACAUCAACUGUUGCAUUGAUCCCUUGAUAUAUUAUUAUGCUUCCUCAAAAUGUCAAAAGCAAGUGUGGAGGUUUCUGCAUAUUAAAAAGAAUUCCAGUUUCAGAAAAGAUACACAGGAAAAAGCAAACAGUAAUACAACCACCAUUUCCAGUGAUUUGAAUAUUUUGCCUCAAACAUAGUAUCUGAGAGUCUUGUGCAUUUGGAUGGAAUCACUAUCCGUUUUGUUUUAUUACAGUUGUUUCACCCUGUUUUUGUUGUUGCUUCCAAAAAUGGGGCACCUAUCCGAAUGGGAAUUUUGUCUUGCAUCCAAAAGAACAAAAAAUUUCAGACCAUUGGUGGCAAUGGGAGGGC
Anolis sagrei ordinatus is the source of this 1276-nucleotide messenger RNA. Its product is annotated as proteinase-activated receptor 1-like. Lineage: Eukaryota; Metazoa; Chordata; Lepidosauria; Squamata; Anolidae. The record is from RefSeq and is a predicted model, not a curated record. Gene Ontology annotation, cellular component: plasma membrane. Gene Ontology annotation, biological process: blood coagulation; positive regulation of blood coagulation; phospholipase C-activating G protein-coupled receptor signaling pathway. Gene Ontology annotation, molecular function: thrombin-activated receptor activity.